ACAGAGAAGGCGCACGCACUCUACGGCUCCCGAGUCCCAGUCCCUCUGCGUUGACGCUGGGAUUUCUGACGGCGGAUGUGAUGUCAUGACGCAGUGCAGGGACGUCCCUGGGCUGGUCCGUUGUGGGUCUCGCGCGCACGUGGGGGCGCGUCAGUUUCUCUUGCCGGCGAGAUGGAGGCGCUGGACCGGGUGGUAAAGCCUAAAACAAAGAGGGCCAAAAGGUUUCUUGAGAAGAGAGAACCCAAGCUCACUGAAAAUACAAAAAAUGCUAUCCUCAUAAAAGGUGGAAAUGCAAACUUAACAGUAACUGAAACACUUAAAGAUAUUUAUGCUCUGAAAAAGCCCUUUGCUGUACUGUACAAAAAAAAAAAUAUUACCAGACCUUUUGAGGAUCAAACAUCACUGGAGUUUUUUUCCAAGAAGUCGGAUUGUUCUUUGUUUCUGUUUGGCUCACAUAAUAAGAAGCGGCCUAACAAUCUAAUAAUAGGUCGUAUGUUUGAUUAUCAUGUCCUGGAUAUGAUUGAGCUAGGCAUUGAGAAAUUUGUGUCACUAAAAGAUAUUAAGAACAGCAAGUGUCCAGAAGGAACAAAGCCCAUGUUGAUAUUUGCUGGUGACACAUUUGAUUUAAAUGAAGAAUACAGAAGAUUGAAAAGUCUUCUAAUUGAUUUCUUUCGAGGUCCUACUGUGCCCACUAUUCGCCUGGCAGGGUUAGAGUAUGUUCUGCAUUUCACAGCUAUGGAUGGCAAAAUUUAUAUGCGAAGCUACAAAGUGUUGUUGAAGAAGUCGGGAUGUAAAAUACCGAGGAUUGAACUGGAAGAGAUGGGACCUUCAUUAGAUCUGGUGAUGAGGAGAACACAUUUGGCUUCAGAAGACCUCUAUAAAUUAUCUCUUAAACAACCUAAAGCCCUCAAGCCGAAGAAGAAGAAGAAUAUCUCUCACGAUGUCUUUGGUACGUCAUAUGGUCGGAUCCACAUGCAGAAACAGGAUCUCAGUAAAUUACAGACAAGGAAGAUGAAAGGGUUAAAGAAGAGACCUUCAGCAAAGAUGACUGAAGAAGAUGAAGGGAUUAGUCCAAAGAAAUUAAAAUCAGUCUGAUAGGAUAAAAGUUUUGGACUCUUGAUAACUUCAGCUUUUGUUGUAUUUGUCACAAAAUAAAUGUGGCAGAUGUGGACCAGUCAGCUGCCAUUUUUUU
Molecule: messenger RNA, 1192 nt
Organism: Mauremys mutica (yellowpond turtle)
Lineage: Eukaryota; Metazoa; Chordata; Testudines; Geoemydidae
Gene: RPF2
Product: ribosome production factor 2 homolog
Exons: 10
Coding region: 172-1095 (307 amino acids)
Biological process (GO): maturation of LSU-rRNA from tricistronic rRNA transcript (SSU-rRNA, 5.8S rRNA, LSU-rRNA); ribosomal large subunit assembly
Cellular component (GO): nucleolus
Molecular function (GO): rRNA binding
Source: RefSeq, a predicted model, not a curated record